Spea bombifrons (plains spadefoot toad) is the source of this 1569-nucleotide messenger RNA. Its product is annotated as cytochrome P450 2B19-like. The coding region runs from base 1 to 1569 and encodes 522 amino acids. Gene Ontology annotation, molecular function: heme binding; iron ion binding; oxidoreductase activity, acting on paired donors, with incorporation or reduction of molecular oxygen, reduced flavin or flavoprotein as one donor, and incorporation of one atom of oxygen. Gene Ontology annotation, biological process: xenobiotic metabolic process. Lineage: Eukaryota; Metazoa; Chordata; Amphibia; Anura; Pelobatidae. The record is from RefSeq and is a predicted model, not a curated record. Gene Ontology annotation, cellular component: cytoplasm; intracellular membrane-bounded organelle. The transcript is spliced from 10 exons.
AUGCAACUUGUAUAUUCGUUAUUAUACAGGUUGAUAGCAAUUUAUGCUGAAGAAAUGAUUUCUAUUGAUUAUAUUGAAGAAUUUUUUCCAGUUAUAAUACUGCUUUCCAUUAUCCUCUGUGCGUCUUUGGUAUAUAUUUUCUAUGGUCAAAAUAAGAAUAUUUAUCGGAAUUUCCCUCCUGGACCAAAACCGUUACCGAUCAUCGGGAAUAUGCACAUUUUUAAUCUCAAGGGACCGUCUGAUAAAAUUCUACAGUUAUCGGAGCAGUAUGGCUCUGUUUUCAGCAUUUAUUUAGGAACAAAGAUGAUUGUGGUGCUGUGUGGCUAUGAGACGGUAAAAGAUGCUCUCGUUAACUAUGCGGAAGCAUUUUCUGGAAGAUCCAACCUACAAAUGUUCCAUGAUAUAGCAAAAGGGCAUGGUAUUAUUUUUUCCCAUGAUGAGAACUGGAAAGUCAUGAGAAGAUUCACCAUUUCAACAUUCCGAGAAUUUGGAAUGGGAAAGAAAACCAUAGAAAACAAGAUAAAUGAAGAAUGUGAUUUACUGGUGCAAGAAAUUCAAUCUUACAAAGGAGAGCCUUUUGUGAACACUAUGAUUAUAAACGCUGCUGUGGCCAAUAUAAUUGUGUCCAUACUUCUUGGCUACCGGUUUGAUUAUGAUGAUCCAACAACUCUUAGACUCUUGCACUUAAUAAAUGAGGGUGUGAGACUUGUGGGAAGUCCUAUGACUUGGUUGUAUAAUGCUUUUCCAUCCAUCGUGCGCUGGUUGCCUGGAAGCCACCAAACUGUCCUUAAAAACGCGGCAGAGAUGAGGAGCUUUGUGAAGGAGACCUUCACAAACCACAAGAAGCAGCUGGAUGUAAACGACCAGAGAAAUCUUAUCGAUGUAUUCCUUGUCAAGCAACAAGAGGAAAAGUCUAAAAAAAAUUUAUAUUUUCACAAUGACAAUCUAACGAUGCUGGCGGUUGAUUUAUUUAUUGCUGGGAUGGAAACAACCUCAAGUACUCUCCGAUGGGGGCUUCUGUUAAUGAUGAAAUACCCGGACAUUCAGAGAAAAGUCCAAAAUGAGAUAGAGAGAGUGAUCGGAUCAGCUCAACCUCAGGCGGAACAUAGAAAAAAAAUGCCGUACACAGACGCCGUCAUUCAUGAAAUCCAAAGGUUCGCUAAUAUAGCACCAGCAAACCUUCCGCACAUGACCACCCAAGAUGUCACAUUCAAAGGAUAUUUUAUACCAAAGAACACUCAGAUCAUUCCACUGCUUACAUCUGUCCUGAAAGAUAAAGCUCACUUUGAGAAACCCGACCAGUUUUACCCAGAACAUUUUCUAGACUGCGAAGGAAAUUUUGUGAAGAAUGAGGCGUUCAUGCCUUUCUCAGCAGGUCGGAGAAUUUGCCCUGGGGAAACGUUAGCGAAAAUGGAAUUGUUUCUGUUCUUCAUCAGGCUCUUGCAGAAUUUUACUUUUCAGCCUACUCCUGGUGCUGUGCUGGACCUCAUCCCAGAGGUUGGGUUUACUGCCACUCCAAAGCUCUAUUAUAUGCGUGCACUGCCUCGCAGCGAGACCUCAGAUCAAUAA